Molecule: messenger RNA, 2541 nt
Organism: Globicephala melas (long-finned pilot whale)
Lineage: Eukaryota; Metazoa; Chordata; Mammalia; Artiodactyla; Delphinidae
Gene: TDRD3
Product: tudor domain containing 3
Cellular component (GO): nucleus
Molecular function (GO): protein binding
Source: RefSeq, a predicted model, not a curated record
CCCCACCCGAGCCCCCCACCACCCCCGGCCUAAGCAGCUACCAUGGCCGAGGUCCCCGGCGCGGUGUUGUCCCAGGCGGGUUGGUAUCUUUCAGAUGAAGGCAUUGAAGCAUGCACAAGUUCUCCUGACAAAGUCAAUAUAAAUGACAUCAUCCUGAUUGCUCUCAAUACAGACUUGAGAACAAUUGGCAAGAAAUUCCUCCCCAGUGACAUCAAUGGUGGAAAGGUGGAAAAGCUUGAAGGUCCAUGUGUUUUGCAAAUUCAAAAAAUUCGCAAUGUUGCUGCACCAAAGGAUAAUGAAGAAUCUCAGGCUGCCCCAAGAAUGCUGCGUUUGCAGAUGACUGAUGGUCAUAUAAGUUGUACAGCAGUAGAAUUUAGUUACAUGUCAAAAAUAAGCCUGAACACACCACCUGGAACUAAAGUUAAGCUUUCAGGCGUUGUGGACAUAAAAAAUGGAUUCCUGCUCUUGAAUGAUUCUAACACCACAGUUCUUGGCGGUGAAGUAGAACACCUUAUUGAGAAAUGGGAGUUACAGAGAAGCUUGUCAAAACACAAUAGAAGCAAUAUUGGAACCGAAGGUGGACCACCUCCUUUUGUGCCUUUUGGACAGAAGUGUGUAUCUCAUGUCCAAGUGGAUAGCAGAGAACUUGAUCGAAGAAAGACAUUACAAGUUACAUUGCCUGUCAAACCUCCAAAUGAUAAUGAUGAAUUUGAAAAGCAAAGGACUGCUGCUAUUGCAGAAGUUGCAAAGAGCAAAGAAACCAAGACAUUUGGAGGAGGUGGUGGUGGUGCUAGAAGUAAUCUCAACAUGAGUGCUGCUGGCAACCGAAAUAGGGAGAUUUUACAGAAGGAAAAGUCAAACAAAUCAGAGGGAAAACAUGAAGGUGUCUACAGAGAACUGGUUGAUGAGAAGGCUCUGAGGCACAUAACAGAAAUGGGAUUUAGUAAAGAAGCAUCAAGGCAAGCUCUCAUGGAUAAUGGCAACAACUUAGAAGCAGCACUGAAUGUACUUCUUAACAGCAAUAAACAGAAACCUGUUACGGGUCCACCUCUGAGAGGUAAAGGAAAAGGCAGGGGGCGAAUAAGAUCUGAAGAUGAAGAGGAACUGGGAAAUGCAAGGCCGUCAGCACCAAGCACAUUAUUUGACUUCUUGGAAUCUAAAAUGGGGACUUUGAGUGUGGAAGAACCUAAAUCACAGCCACAGCAGUUUCAUCAAGGACAACACAGAUUGUCAAAUACUGAGCAAAAUGGAGUAAAAGAUAAUAAUCAACCAAGAUAUCUUCCUCGAAAUGAUACCAGACAGCCAAGGAAUGAAAAACCUCCUCGUUUUCAAAGAGACAUCCAAAAUUCAAAGUCAGUUUUAGAAGGCAGUGGAUUACCUAGAAACAGAGGUUCUGAAAGACCAAGUGCUUCUUCAGGAUCUGAAGUAUGGGCUGAAGAGAGAAUCAAGUGUGAUAGACCAUAUUCUAGAUAUGAUAGAACUAAAGAUACUUCAUACCCUUUAAGUUCCCAGCACAAUGAUGCUGCAUUUAAAAAAAGGGAUAACUCUAUGCAAAGCAAAUCAGGAAAAGUUCCGUCCUAUGCAGAGGCAAAAGAAAAUCCACUUCCUCAAGAAUCCAUAGAUUAUAAUAAUCAAAAACGUGGGAAAAGAGAAAGCCAAACAACAAAUCCUGAUCAUUUUUAUGAUAGGAAACCACGAACAAUAAAUAAUGAAGCUUUUAGUGGUGUAAAAAUUGAAAAACAUUUUAAUGUAAAUGCUGAUUACCAGAAUCCUGUCCGAACAAAUAGUUUCAUUGGUGUUCCAAAUGGAGAGACAGAAAUGCCACUGAAGGGAAGGCGAGUAGGACCUAUUAAGCCAGCAGGACCCAUCACAGCUACACCCUAUGAUGAUAAAAUAUUUUACAAUAGUGGGCCCAAAAGAAGAUCUGGGCCAAUUAAACCAGAAAAAGUACUUGAAUCAUCUAUUCCUAUGGAGUAUGCAAAACUGUGGAAACCUGGAGAUGAAUGUUUAGCACUUUAUUGGGAAGACAACAAGUUUUACCGAGCAGAAGUUGAAGCUCUUCAUUCUUCAGGUAUGACAGCAGUUGUUAAAUUCAUUGAUUAUGGAAACUAUGAAGAGGUGCUACUAAGCAACAUCAGGCCCAUUCAGACAGAGGCAUGGGAAGAAGAAGCCACCUAUGACCAAACUCUUGAAUUCCGUAGAGGAGGUGAUGGCCAACCAAGACGAUCCACUCGGCCAACCCAGCAGUUCUACCAACCUCCCCGGGCUCGGACCUAAUGUGAGAAGAGUCUUUGUGAAGAAAGGAGCUGUUGACUGAAACAUCCUGGUCAAAACCUGUUGAUAGACCUCCUACUUGCCCUUCAGAAUAAGAUGGAGCCAUGGUGGAUAUUAUUAUUUGGAGAACUAAAAGACAGAUUUUAGGGGCAAAAAUUCAACCCACGUAAAGAAUGGGGGAAACAAUACAAUAAAUUAAGCAAAUACCUUUUACAAGUGAAAGAAUUUUUUCUUCUGCCAUCAAUAAAACCAGUGCACUAUUAAAUA